This is a messenger RNA of Mercenaria mercenaria, 2114 nucleotides long. RefSeq lists its product as uncharacterized. The record is from RefSeq and is a predicted model, not a curated record. Lineage: Eukaryota; Metazoa; Mollusca; Bivalvia; Venerida; Veneridae. The coding region runs from base 598 to 1815 and encodes 405 amino acids. Gene Ontology annotation, cellular component: plasma membrane. Gene Ontology annotation, molecular function: G protein-coupled receptor activity. The transcript has 2 exons. Gene Ontology annotation, biological process: G protein-coupled receptor signaling pathway.
CCAUAAAGACAAUAGAGCCAUAACAUAUCGGGCGCACUUAAAGGCGUAUUGGUAAAAAAUGAAUUGAUAUAAAUAUUGUUUUGUUUAUUAAGAAGGAGAAUAAAAUUGGAGGUAAUGGACAGAGGAAUUAAUAUUUAGACGAAACUAUUUACAGACCAGGAGCGGCUUCUAUAUAAUUCGGUGUAUUUCUCCAAGCAACGGAACAGGCCUGAAAGGAAACGUCUUGUCAUGUUAUUCUUAUGGAUUCAUCAAAGCAGAAACCUAAUUUUACUAUUUCUGUGAUAAUAUCAUGCUUAAAAAUCAUUGCAUUGCUUUUUUCUAGAUAAUAUUGAGCAAACAGUAGCAGCAACGGAUGAACGAAAGGAAGUUAUUUCAUUGAAGCGGAUUCUAUACAAAGAUACAAUUCACCGAUACCACGUAUUAAUAAUGCAUGUAUAUAUUUAAAUGAACCGCUCUUUAAGCAACAUAAAAUUUUAAUGAUAACUGUUGAAGAUAAACUUACGUGAGAAUCGGGAGCAGGUUUAACAAAACAAAAUUGAGGAACAGAAUUUUCUUUUCGUUGCAUAAAAUAUAAUUACGAUAUGAAAUGAUGGAAAUAUGGAACUGCUAUCUACGAGCAAAGAUUUUUCAGAAGAAAUAUUGUCCCAGGACAAUUCUAUUCUAGAUAAUGGAUCGUUACGAAGAAACAUGUCAUUUGCAUUGACCAACUAUACACUUCACCGGCCCCAGUAUACAGAUUCUAUCACAGUUUUAUUGGAUUUUAUUUAUGUUCUUGAUGAGUUUGGCGUUCCUACGCUUCUUACAGUGGGAGUUCUAUCCAAUUUGAUACUUUCGAUUACAAUUCGGAGCUCAGAACUGAAGAAAGUCUCCGCAUGCUGUUAUUUCUUCUCUAUAGGUAUCGUCGACACAUUGUAUCUUAUUGCGAUGGCAAUUCCUUGGAUAUCGAUUCGCGUUGUCGAUAUAUACAAUACUGAAGGUUUCUGUCAGCUUGUGUAUUACCUGAAUCUCUUGACAACUUUUCUUUCAAGUUGGUUUAUUGUGAUGUUGCUACUAGAAAGACUCUUCGUCUGCUAUAGACCGGACUUCGCUGAAAAGUAUUUGAGCGCUUUCAGAACAAAGUGUUACAUUACAGUCGUGUCCGUUUUCUCUGUUGUCGGCCAUCUAUAUCUGACAUGGACUAGCGGAGUAUACGACUCAUACCAGGGAACGAAAAUCUGUAUGAUCAUACUUGAACACACAAGACAUAUAAUGAUAAUGAGAAAAAUUGACACAGUAUUGGCAUUCAUUUUACCAGUGUUGCUGUGCUUAAUUUUAGCUUUGCCUUUGAUAACGUACCUGUGUGCCUCUAAUAUGAAAUGUAAUGAUGGUACCCUCACAGUGAAAACUCGAAUGGUUACAGUGGAAGUGAAACUAAACUCGAAGAAAAUGACUCGUUAUACCGAAUGUCCUUCAUGCUCAAGUGUGGCACAUUUUGAGAGAAUGCAGAGAAACAGAAUACGGCAAAUAACGCAUAGCAAACGUCUCACGCUUGUUGCUUUGAUAAUUGCUUUAGUGUAUGCGAUAUUGUUCAUACCACACAGCGUCAUCAAAUCACGUAUAACGUUUCUAAAUGGAGAUUAUUUAGUGACCUUUGAAGACGAACUUUUCCUAAAAUUGUUUGAAGAGCUGUUCAAAAUAAACUUUGCAUACAAGGCACUUGUUUAUUACGCACUUCUACCCGACAUGAGGAAAAAUCUAAUAACAGUAUUUCUGUCGCGCUGCAAGAGGAAACGCAGAUUGGAUCGGGGGAAGAAAAGCUUAGAGACACAACUAUGAUGCUCAAAUAUUAUUACAAAAUAUCAUUUAUAGGAUUUUGAUUUACAAAAUUUACACUUGACAAGCUUCCAUAUGUUGGAAAAAUCAGAUUACAGUGAGGCAUUACGAAACAUUAAAUGUAAUAAUGUUUAAUUUAUAUCAUGAAAUUGUAUUAAUGAUGAUGUGUCUGGGCAAUACUUUUGCAAAGUUACUGAGUACACUAACAUAAUGUCAUGAUUUAAUAUUGAUUUAAGUAUUGAUCUUAUAUAUAAGAAAUACAAAUUUAUUAGACACUUUAAUAUCUUAAUAAAUCUGGCUGA